Molecule: messenger RNA, 1691 nt
Organism: Annulohypoxylon truncatum
Lineage: Eukaryota; Fungi; Ascomycota; Sordariomycetes; Xylariales; Hypoxylaceae
Exons: 4
Coding region: 458-1471 (337 amino acids)
Source: RefSeq, a predicted model, not a curated record
AUACAACUACGCGGGUAUAAGGGGUCAAUUCAUUUGGGUAUUUCCGCCACUGAUGACAAUGAACUUCUUGUACGAAAAUGUUAAAAGUACCAGAGUACCAGAGUACCAGAAUGCCGUAUAUACAGUAAAUAAUUUAUCUGUAGGAUCUGAAUGGUACCCUGUUCUGCUUGAAAAUGAAUGGGCUGGCGCUCGGUUUUACAGCUCAUUCGUGAUGGAGGCCAUCCAAUACGACGUUAGGGUCGCCUUAUUCAUUCUGUGUACUUUUGACACAAACUGCCCACUCCACUAAUGUCGCCUACCUGACCCGAGCCCAUGUCAGCUAUCCAGGUACGGAUCCCUCAAAACCAUGGAUACUGGAUUUUCCCCAUCACUCCGACAUUUCGAAGAUCCUUUACUUCUCUUGCCAUUCUCGAAGAUGAUCUUCUCUUCACUAGAUAGCUAGCCUUUCUCCGUCACGAUGGACCAUAUUCUCGCAGUCAUAGAGGAGAGCACAUCAGAAACAUCGGCGACCGCAAGUCCAGCUUCGACAACUACGACGCCGUCGAUCUCGGUUCUCACGCUCACUAUAAAGCCCCUAACAACGACAUUCACGCCGCCUUCAUCAUGUGGGGAGAUGCACCUCACUCAGUUAUCUUCGCCGGGCUACCAGCUCUGGUUGAACGAGCCUCAGCCAGUACCUGGCUCUAAGUUUGGGGAUUGUUACCCGCCUGGCUUCAUAGAAGGAUAUACCAGUAUAUCGAAUGCGUCGAGUUCUGUCGCCCCAUUAUUCUCUCCUCUGGUUUGUCCCGAAGGUUGGACUACGGCGAUGACUUGGACGAAUGGAUACAUUGCUUGUUGUGCUUCUGGCUUUCUACUCCAUCCCCCAGACACAACGGUAGACCCUAAUCGGCCUGGCUACGGAGGGACUUGCUACAGUGAUUUCCAGGUUGGCCAGACCGUCGAGGUGACAGCAUACAAUAGCGCGAGCGUCACGGCUACGGCUGAAUGGAUAGCCUCAGCGACGAACGAUCAAGCUUACGCACACCCUAUCGAUGGAUUUCAAGUAGUGUCAGAUGAUAAUACACCUUCUAGACUCUCCGGGGGCGCUAUCGCGGGUAUCGUGGUAGGUAGCGUGGCUGGUCUAAUUCUUAUAUUGCUAGCGUUGCUAUUCCUGUUUCAGAGAUACCGUCGAAAGAGAGCUCAACAAUCGUCGGGUGAUCACUAUCAGUCACAACCGCAGGGGAUCCAGCAGGAGAUUCAGCAAGAGCAACUGUCCAAAGAACUUGCGGCAUCACCCAGCACCGGCUAUCUACAGUCACCCUAUGAUUCUACUGGCGGGACACUCCGUGAGGCGAGUCCUCCUCUGUACGCAACUAACCAACGAUACGAACUUGGCGUCCCUGAAAGUCACGAAUUGGACUCGGGGUUUUUGGGACGAGAACUCGAAGCUCGGCAGAUACCGAAGCACGAAGUAGAUAGGAGUGGGUGGUAAAACUGGAAAGCAAUUAGUAUGGUACAUGGUCUGAAGGCGAAAAUAAUGGCAAGUUUGAUCAGAUAUUAAAGCGGUCUACGGGUUCUAUCCCUUAUAUUGCACUAUGUAUUCCUAGCUAGACAUAUAUAAGGCACAAAUGGUUCCGGGUGAGCGUAUAGCAAAACUUUUACGACGGAACAAUUAUUAUGAUACUUCUUUAAUUGAUAUUAUUAACUGGAAA